Messenger RNA from Fusarium sp. VM40, 3294 nucleotides. The record is from the annotation of a GenBank genome assembly. NCBI's taxonomy places the organism in Eukaryota, Fungi, Ascomycota, Sordariomycetes, Hypocreales, Nectriaceae.
AUGGAUGAGAUGUUUGAUGUGUUCGAGGGCAAGGUGGAGGCCCCGAGCGCGAGCGAAGACGAGAAUGUGUCCCAGAAGAAUCGCAAGGGCGACAAGACGAAAAAGAGAAAGGCCAACGCGAUAAAUGGCGAGAACGGCAACGCGGCAAAGACGGAAGAUGUCGACAUGGACAAGGGCGACAACACCGAGACGUCCAAGGACGAGGACUCUUCCGACGACGAGUCUUCUUCGGAGAGCGCCAGCCAGCAGGAUACCAAGCGGAGGAAGAAGGAGGAGGGUGUUGGUCCCGUCAUGACAGAUACUUUCGAGACUGCCCAGUCAAGAGAGGUCGCCGCCGCGGCCACCUUCACAGAGCAAGACUCAGCUCUUGUCUUGUCGCAUAACAUUCAGCAUCAGGUUGCCCUGCCUCCGGAUCUAGACUACGAAUACGUCCCUCUUUCUGAGCACAAGGCCCCCGAGCAGCCGGCGCGAACGUGGAAUUUCAAGCUCGAUCCCUUCCAGAGUCUUUCCGUUGCGUCGAUUGAGCGAGAGGAGAGUGUCCUCGUUUCCGCGCAUACUUCUGCCGGAAAGACCGUUGUGGCCGAGUAUGCUGUCGCACAGUGUCUCAAGCGUAACCAGAGGGUUAUUUACACAAGUCCCAUCAAAGCUUUGAGUAACCAAAAGUACCGAGAUUUCGAGGCCAUUUUCGGAGAUGUUGGUCUCAUGACUGGAGAUGUUACUAUCAACCCUACAGCCAGUUGUUUGGUCAUGACGACUGAGAUUCUGCGAUCUAUGUUGUAUCGAGGUUCCGAGAUCAUGCGAGAAGUCGCUUGGGUUGUGUUUGACGAGAUUCACUACAUGCGAGACAAGAUAAGAGGUGUCGUCUGGGAGGAGACCAUUAUCAUGCUUCCCGACAAGGUCCGAUAUGUCUUUCUCUCCGCCACCAUCCCCAACGCUUUCCAGUUUGCCGAGUGGAUUGCCAAGAUCCAUCACCAGGCCUGUCACGUCGUCUACACCGAUUUCCGACCGACACCUCUUCAGAACUACUUCUUCCCCGCCGGUGGUACUGGCGCUAGACUCAUCGUCGAUGAGAAGAGCAACUUCAACGAGCAGAACUUCAACAAGGUUAUGCAAGAAGUUGAAGAGAGGAAGGGCGCCGACCCCAACGAUCCCACCGCUCGACAGAAAGGAAAGGGAAAGAACAAGAAGACUAACAAGGGAGGUGCUGAUAACGGAUCGGAUAUUGCCAAGAUUAUUCGAAUGACCAUCAAGAAGAAGUUCAACCCCGUUAUCGUCUUCAACUUCAGCAAGCGAGAGUGUGAGGACCUAGCCAUGAACAUUUCUUCGCUCAGCUUCAACGACGAUUCUGAGAAGGCCAUGGUCCGCAAGGUCUUCAGCAGCGCCAUCGAGAGCUUGUCAGAGCAGGACAGGGAACUUCCCCAAAUCAUCAACUUGCUGCCUCUACUGGAGAGAGGUAUUGGCGUGCAUCACUCUGGUCUGCUGCCCAUUCUCAAGGAAACAAUUGAGAUUCUCUUCCAAGAGUCUCUCAUCAAGGUUCUCUUUGCUACUGAGACUUUCUCCAUCGGUCUGAACAUGCCUGCCAAGACUGUUGUUUUCACUCAAGUUACAAAGUGGGAUGGUGUCAAGAGACGUCCUCUCACCUCAUCCGAGUACAUUCAGAUGGCUGGACGUGCUGGACGUCGUGGUCUCGAUGCCCGUGGUAUUGUUAUCAUGAUGAUUGACGAUAAGCUUGAGCCUGAUACGGCUAAGGAGAUUGUUACUGGACACCAAGAUCGACUUAACUCGGCUUUCUACCUCGGCUACAACAUGAUUCUGAACCUUCUCCGUAUCGAAGCCAUUUCGCCCGAGUUUAUGCUUGAGCGAUGUUUCCAUCAGUUCCAGAACGCGGCUAGCGUCCCGUCUUUGGAGAAGGAGUUGAUGUCAUUACAACAGGAGCGCGACAGCACUAGCAUUGCCGACGAGUCUACGGUCAAGGAUUACUACCAAAUUCGACAACAACUCAGCGCUUACACCAAGGAUAUGCGAACUGUCAUCCAGCAUCCUAACUACAGCAUUUCUUACCUCCAACCAGGCCGCCUGGUUCAAAUCUACAACCCCAAGGACGAGAACGAGACUAUUACAGGAAACGGUACGGACUUUGGCUGGGGUGUUAUUGUCAACCAAACUCCUCGUCGCGCCCCCAAGCUGAACGAGCCUGAGUAUAUUCCCCAGGAAGCCCACGUCAUCGAUGUUCUUCUUCCUAUCUCAAGGUCAAGUGCCGAUUUCUUCCCCGGCCACCCCGCGGAGGAGAUGCCUCCUGGCCUCAAGCCCUUCAGCGACGAUGAUGACAUCAAAUUUGCAAUUGUACCUUGCCUUUUGACUUGCAUCAAGGCGAUCAGCCAGAUCCGACUCUUCCUGCCCAAGGAGGGCUUGAAGUCAGAAGGUGACAAGGAGACGCUGACCAAGUCUCUUAUGGAGGUUAAGCGCCGUUUCCCUGAUGGUCUGCCUGUUUUGGACCCCAUUGAGAACAUGGAGAUUACAGACGACUCUUUCAAGAAGCUUCUACGAAAGAUUGAAGUCCUUGAGUCCCGACUUCUGGCCAACCCCCUGCAUCUCUCCCCUCUUCUCCCUUCACUAUGGGAUCAGUACCACGCCAAGGUCAAGCUCACUGAGAAGGUCAAGGAGACAAAGAAGUCUAUUGCCAAGGCCUACAGCAUCGCCCAAAUGGAUGAGCUCAAGUCCCGCAAGCGUGUUCUGCGUCGUCUCGGCUUCAUCAACGAUGCCGAAGUUGUUCAGCUCAAGGCGCGUGUCGCCUGCGAGAUUUCCUCCACCGAAGGCCAUGAGCUGGUUCUUUCUGAGCUACUGUUCGACCGGUUCUUCAACGAGCUAAGCCCUGAGAUGUGCGCCGCUGUCGUGAGUUGCUUCAUCUUUGACGAGAAGGUUGAGACCACUGCGCUGAAGGAGGAGCUGUCAAAGCCCUACCGUGAGAUCCAGGCCAAGGCCAGAAUCAUCGCCAAGGUCAGCCAGGAGUGCAAACUUGAUGUCAACGAGGAGGAGUACGCGCAGAAGCUCAAGUGGCAGCUGAUGGAGACGGUCUACGCAUGGGCUCACGGACGUCCCUUUAUUGAGAUUUGUAAAAUGACAAAGGUCUAUGAAGGUUCAUUGAUCCGUCUCUUCCGUCGUCUGGAAGAACUCCUGCGACAGUUGGGACAGGCCGCUAACGUCAUGGGCAACGAGGAGUUGACCAAGAAGUUCGAGGAGAGUCUGUCCAAGAUCCGCAGGGACAUUGUGGCCGCCCAGAGUCUGUACCUAUAA